Hymenoscyphus albidus is the source of this 783-nucleotide messenger RNA. Lineage: Eukaryota; Fungi; Ascomycota; Leotiomycetes; Helotiales; Helotiaceae. The record is from the annotation of a GenBank genome assembly.
AUGGGUAGACAACCUAAUCUCCUCGCCUUCCCCAGCGUCGAUCAACUCGCGACAACACUACGCGCCUACAUCCUCCAAGCCCAAGCCGCAGGUCUGAACCGCCACGAGCACUUCAAAAUCGCCGUGUCCGGCGGCUCGCUCCCAAAGACGCUUGCGAAAGCCCUCCUCGCACCAGCGAGCGGUCCCGAAGACAAAUUGCAGUUCGGAAAAUGGGAAAUUUUCUUCGCAGACGAGCGGGCGGUCCCUCUCACGCACGAAGACUCCAAUUAUGCCCUCCUUAAAGCCGAGUUACUCGAUAAGAUUCCCCAGGAGCUGGGCCAACCGAUUGUUCACACGAUAAACACCGAUCUGUUGAACGAUGUACAAGAGAUGGCAGACCAAUACGAGAAGCUCUUGGUGAGCAGUUUCGCACAACGGGAUAGUGUCAAACUACCCAUCUUCGACCUGCUACUCCUUGGUUGUGGACCAGAUGGACAUACCUGCUCGCUCUUCCCCGGCCACGAACUUCUACGCGAGACCAACUGUUGGGUUGCGCCGAUUGAGGACUCGCCUAAGCCACCGCCAAAGCGAAUCACCCUCACUCUGCCAGUUGUCUGUCACGGUGUUCGAAUCGCAUUCGUGGCAACGGGUGGUGGGAAGAAGGAGAUCAUGAAGGAGAUCUUUGAAGGUAAUGGGGGCUUGCCUUGUGCGCUUGUUAAUGAGGGGGGCCAGGAGAGGGUUACUUGGUUCACGGAUACGCCGGCUGUGGAGGGAGUCAGCUUUCCAAGGAGGGGAAGUCUAUGA